UUGUUCGCGACUUAACAUUAUUCAAGAAAAUUGUGAUAUUAUUAAUUGUGAAGAAACUUGCACUUGGAUUUGUGAUUUGUGAAAUGACUGCUGUUUGUGUUUAUUACGAUUUACAGAAAUCAGUAUUGAGGAUGGGUUCAGCAAUAGAUGAAGAGGAUGGGAUGGUUAAGUCCCAUGGAUUAAGUAUGCUGGUAGCAGGUCUGUUCCUGGCUGGAGAGAUGGCUGGUAGUGGAGUUCUAGCUCUACCCAGUGCUAUGAUUGGAACAGGUCCUGCUGGUUUAGCUCUUAUUGUGAUAUUUGCCAUAUUUGCUGUAUUCGUUGGAACACGUCUUGGCUACUGCUGGAUUAUACUGGAGGAAAGAUAUCCAGAGUUUAGAGAACAGGUCAGAGACCCCUAUCCUGCAAUAGCUGAAAAGGCUGUUGGAAAAACAGCCAGGAUUGUUUCUCUUGUGUGUAUCAGUAUAACGCAGUACGGUACAGGAUGUGUUUAUAUUGUUAUUAUGUCGACCUUUAUUCAUAACCUGGCUGUAGCAGCAGGGUUUGAGAUGAAUCCCUGUAUAUGGAUGGUUGUGCUUGCUGUUGGUAUGUGUCCAGUCUGUUGGUUGGGAACACCUAAUGAUUUUUGGCAGAUUGCUGUGUCAGCUUUAAUAACAACAACAACAGCUUGUAUCAUCAUUAUGGUUAAAGAAUCUCUAGAUGUUCGUGACAGUACAAGCUGCUACUACACUGAACUAGGUUCAUGGGAGCCUGUGUUCCCCGCGCCAUCAGCGGAGGGGUUCUUUAAAGGUAAUUCUAGAUAUUCAAGAUCCAAAGCUCUAUUACAGUGAGAACCAGAAAACUCUGGAAAAGAAUAAGGACUUUUAUGCUCAAGUUAUGACCUAUGGACAUGAGGCACAGCAAUUGUUCCGUGUAACACAGAC
Molecule: messenger RNA, 920 nt
Organism: Eurytemora carolleeae
Lineage: Eukaryota; Metazoa; Arthropoda; Copepoda; Calanoida; Temoridae
Product: amino acid transporter AVT6E
Exons: 9
Coding region: 84-827 (247 amino acids)
Biological process (GO): L-alanine transport; amino acid transmembrane transport
Cellular component (GO): vacuolar membrane
Molecular function (GO): L-alanine transmembrane transporter activity; L-proline transmembrane transporter activity
Source: RefSeq, a predicted model, not a curated record